This is a messenger RNA of Dipodomys ordii (Ord's kangaroo rat), 5715 nucleotides long. It is a transcript of the gene Rmnd5a, whose product is annotated as required for meiotic nuclear division 5 homolog A (S. cerevisiae). Gene Ontology annotation, molecular function: protein binding; ubiquitin protein ligase activity. The transcript is spliced from 9 exons. Gene Ontology annotation, biological process: proteasome-mediated ubiquitin-dependent protein catabolic process. Gene Ontology annotation, cellular component: GID complex; cytoplasm; nucleus. Lineage: Eukaryota; Metazoa; Chordata; Mammalia; Rodentia; Heteromyidae. The record is from RefSeq and is a predicted model, not a curated record. The coding region runs from base 1 to 1062 and encodes 353 amino acids.
AUGCAGGGAGAUAUUCCUCCUUUUGCAGGCCAAGAUGCUGAAUUAUCAGGGACUCUUUCGCUUGUUUUGACUCAGUGCUGUAGAAGAAUAAAGGAUACUGUUCAGAAAUUAGCCUCAGACCACAAAGACAUCCACAGCAGUGUGUCUCGGGUUGGAAAAGCCAUUGAUAAGAAUUUUGAUUCUGACAUUAGCAGUGUAGGAAUAGAUGGCUGCUGGCAGGCAGACAGCCAAAGGCUUCUCAAUGAGGUGAUGGUGGAACACUUCUUUCGACAAGGCAUGCUGGAUGUGGCCGAGGAGCUCUGCCAGGAAUCUGGUCUUUCUGUAGACCCAAGUCAAAAAGAACCAUUUGUGGAGUUAAAUCGAAUAUUAGAAGCAUUAAAAGUCAGAGUUCUGAGACCUGCUCUAGAGUGGGCAGUCUCAAACCGAGAAAUGCUCAUUGCCCAGAACAGCUCCUUGGAAUUUAAGCUGCACCGACUGUAUUUCAUUAGCUUGUUAAUGGGCGGAACCACAAAUCAGCGAGAAGCAUUGCAGUAUGCUAAGAAUUUUCAGCCAUUUGCCCUAAAUCAUCAAAAAGACAUUCAGGUAUUAAUGGGAAGCCUGGUAUACCUGAGGCAGGGAAUUGAGAACUCACCUUAUGUUCACCUGCUUGACUCGAACCAGUGGGCAGACAUCUGUGACAUCUUCACGCGGGAUGCCUGUGCUCUCCUGGGGCUUUCUGUGGAAUCCCCUCUCAGCGUCAGUUUUUCAGCAGGUUGUGUGGCACUGCCAGCUUUAAUUAACAUCAAAGCUGUGAUUGAACAGAGGCAGUGCACUGGAGUUUGGAACCAGAAAGAUGAAUUACCUAUUGAAGUGGACCUUGGCAAAAAGUGCUGGUAUCACUCUAUAUUUGCCUGUCCCAUUCUUCGUCAGCAAACAACAGAUAACAAUCCACCCAUGAAAUUGGUUUGUGGUCAUAUUAUAUCAAGAGAUGCCCUGAAUAAAAUGUUCAAUGGUAGCAAGUUAAAAUGUCCAUAUUGUCCAAUGGAACAAAGUCCAGGAGAUGCCAAACAGAUAUUUUUCUGAAGAAAUGAAUUUGGUUUGCAAUUUGUAAGUGAAACUGAAUUGUUGGGUGCAUUUGAGAAGAGAACGUUCCAUUGAUUGCAGCUAACCAAGGACUCCCGUGUUUAUAUAAGCUAAAGCUCCAGAAACUUUGCCAGCAUGCUAGUGUACACACUGAUGGGAGUGCUCCAAACGAGUGCUACCAUAGGGCUUUAUUAUCUGCUUGGUCUUCAUUUCUGAUCAAGUAAAUACACCAGCAGUUGUCAUUCAAUGCAGGUUUUUGUACUUAAUUAUAAGGUGAUUUUUUUACUUAUUAGGAGCAGAAACAGGAAUUGACCUCCCCGCCAUGUGUUGAAUAUCCCUUCUGCUUUUACUUUUCUCCUUUUUUAAUAAUUGUAAGCCUGAGAGUGUUUGUGACAAAGCUUUCUUUCUUGAUAAGUGUGUGUGUGUGUGUAAUAUAUAUGUGUGUGUGUGCAUAUAUACACACACACAUAUAUAUAUACACAUUUAUUUAUACACACAUAUGUGAUAUAAUUAAAUGAAAAUUCUUCAGAGAAAGUUUGACAAGUUGAAUUGUGGUUCGACAACUAAUUUUCAUUUUUUUUUUUUUUUGCUUAAGGAAGAAAGCUGUGAUAGAUUCCAAAUUUACUUUUUGAUGUUUUCCUCUGCUCCAGCACUUGCCUCAAAAUCAGCACACCUGCAUUUGAGCUCUGCUUGUAGCCCCAGUGGGCUGCCUGUUUAAAAUCCCAUCAUGAAUUUAGCAGGCUGGUGUGACAAGUCUUCCACUAGAACAGAGUGGAAGAAGUAUUGUGGUUUUUUUUUUUUCCCUUUUAUUGCCAAGAGGUGCUUGUUUUUAAAGUGUGUUCAAUAAAUGAAAUUCUGAAGUUAGACAUGUUCUUAAGUUAAUAUAUAUGCUCUCUUGGUCUUGGUAGCCUCUCCUUUGAAAUCUGUCUUCAGGACUUGGCUAUGUGUUGCAUCUGUAUAUCACUCCAGACACAGUGUUGUGCAUGUAUGUGUGUAGAUACUGUGCACCAGCAUCAAACAUUGUGCAUCUGGAAGGGAAGUAGCAUGUUCCAGUCCUACAAUGCGGUUACCAGACCCAUCACUUUUAAGUCCUUCAAGUUAGACGCUAACAAUUUUUCUGUAGUGCAGAAUAUGUUCACUGCUGUUUUUGUGUUUGAUUUGUGUACUGGUCAAUGACUCUCCUGCAAAGUGUAUCAUCUCAUUGACUGUGAAGCUGUAUAUUAUUCAAAUGGCUACAGAUAACGAUCUUUUCUCUUGUGAGGUAUCUUCAUUUAAUGCACUGUCCAGAAAGAGCCAUGUGUAAGAAUCUUUUUCUGUAUGAGAAACUACAUGGAAAAGACUUCUACGGACAUAAUUCUGACAUAAACUCAUGAAGUUAUUUCAUCAUGAGAAGAUUGUUAUAUGGAAAUCACCAAAUACUUUCCAGCUUUUUUUUUCCAUCUGACAUGGAACUGAACCAUGAACAUAGGAAUACUCUGAUGAAUGAAAAAAAUCAAAAAGCAAGGAGACUUUGACAUUUUAAACUACAAGUGGACUUAGAUCAAGGGAAGGGGGAAAAUGACAGAUUUGGUGCUAAGCUCAUGGGAAAUUGGCAGCAUUCACAGUAGCACAUCAGCCUGGCUGGUUUAUUCUGAAUUACUUGCCUGGGAGAGCUGGGAUUUGCUUGUGGAAAAAAAGAGACUGCAGAAACCCUGCAUGUCACCCCUGUGUUAUCUUAUGGUUCCUGCUGAUUCCAGUGUGCUGUGACGCUAGCUAGGAAUCACAGUCGGUGCCACUUCGAGUACUUGCUUUGUCCAAACUCAUUCUGACCCACAGUGAUGUUUGUGUCACUGUUGGGACUUUAUAUUAAAAAGUCCCCCUCUACUAAAGAAGUGAAGGAAGAUCUCAGACCAAGUUGUUGGAGUAUAGGGAAAAAGUUGAGCGUUCCAGGCAGUACUCAGUCUAGGGUGUAGGCACGAUUUUAUAUAUAUAUAGUCUUUCCUUUGAAUUAAAUUAUUGAGUGUCAGUUUUUUAAAACUUUUUCUCCCCAGGCCAAAUUUAGCUUUAUACAUAGUUUAUUCUCUCCUUUCCACCUCAAACAUCUACAUGAUGUCAUUGAAGUUUCAUACAAGGUUUGAGCAAAACAGAUAAGCUGUAGAGCUGGUAGUCAAUUUUUUUUUUUUUGUAGCAAACCCUUUUGCACAGUUGGCUAAAGCCACUUUUAAGGACAAAGCCUCUGCUUUAUCUCUCUCCUGAUGUUAGGAAUCUUAUCAACAGUUUCCUAGGCAGCUCAUGAAACUUUAAGGAUGACAUGCUUUAUUUAACAAGCAUUUGACUUUACAGCUUUUUUUGGUCCUGUAGUCUCACUGGGCAGGAAAAGGGCCAAAAGAUAUUGACACUCUUGGUCAGACAAUUUAUCAUUAUGUCUGUGAUCUUCUUUAAGUGCAUGGACUUAAAAUCUAUAGGAGACUAAAUGUACAGGAGGAGUGGAUUUGAAGAGGCCAGACCUUAACCAAAGAUGCCAGAGUACAACAUUACGUCCUUUCUAUUCUAGAAAACACCUUCACGGUGGUGUUAGGACCAUAUCAUCAUUGAUGCUGCAUGCACGUUGGCAUGUAGGGUAAUGCUAUUGGUUUCUUCUUGUCUCUCCCAGCAAGAGGCAAUGAGAAAGCCAAGUUAGACUAAUAACAUAACGUACAUUGGAAACUUUCAGAAUGGUGUCUUAAGCUCCUUUAAGAGCCAUUUCCAUUACCAUUUGUGAACAAAGGCCAUGGGAUUAUACUAAACCAAUAAAUCUUUUAUUAGCAAAUCUCUAGAUCUCAACUUGGCCAACACAUCUGUAUUUUCUAGCACUCUUCAUAGUGGCUAAGGUUGCUUUUUUUUAAUCUAUUUUUUUCCUCCUUUGCAUUGUCAUUGCAAAUGAUGUUUCUGUUUUAUUGAUGAUUAUAUGAUACUUCUAAUACAUAAAUGAACGGGUAUUGGUGCCUCUUUAUUUUAAAGAAUUUGAAGAGCCACCUCAUUUAUAGGGUGUGUGUUUUGUGAGUGUGUGAGCAUUUAAUUAAAAAUAAAGUUACGAAUUACAUCUUUGUUUCAAUUUUUCUGUAGUAGCUAAAGUGCACGGAGACACUAAAACCCACACCAAAUCACGUGGGGCUGAGGAUCCUUUUUUUCUUUUUUUCUGUCCAGGUGGUCCCACAGGUUAUGCAGUUCAUAUUCAGUAUUCUCCAUGUUCUAAGUAACUUCCACCUCAAUGGUGUCAGUCUUUGAGAAAAGCUAAGAACUUUUGGUUUAGCCAUACAAGAGGAGCUACUGAUAGACUAAUAUUUACCCUCUGGCUUUCCAGCACAACCUUUGAUAAAGUUGACUGACAGCCAGGCUGAUCAGUCUGUUUAGUCAUCAGACUCGGGUUAUCUUCAGGAAAGGUAUGGAGGCAUGGUUUGGUUCAUUUUAUCACUCAGAUGUAGAAAGUGAAGACAAACCAAAUAGCUUUCAUCACUUAACUCUACGUACAUGAUCUGUGGUAACACUAGAGUGCACACAAGUACAUAGUAAGGAACACUUAAAAGGCUUGUUAUUUCAUAAGCCUGUGGUAGGUUUUAUGUGGUUCAGCAGUGUUUACCAUAAACAGGUACAGGCUUCAUGAACUUUUUAUAUUAAAUUAUAAUUGACUAUAUACCAAAAAUAGAAUGACAUGUAUUUUAAUAGCAGACGAAGCAGUUAGUUUGAGGGUGAAUUUUCCACUGUUGAUUUUACUUUAAUAGCAAGAGAAACAAAAGUUUUUGUUUUUUAAGACUACAGUUUUAAACUGUAGUGAGCACAUGCUUCAUUUACUUCCAAAGAGGCGAAAGCAGCUGGAACUGGCUUGCAGCACAUGCUUGUUUCUUGGUGUGAAUGAGGCUAUGCACAUGUUUUAGCUGUCACUUAACCUCCUCUAGCCAGGCAAAUCUGGGGUUCACUAGGAUUUAGUGCCUGAUCUUUCUUUGGGGAAAGGGUGAGAGUGAAUGUAUGAGGGAGGGAGAGAAGCAGGAAAAGGAAAUGGAAGUGUGAAUGAGUGUGCAUGUGUUUAGGAAUUCACCCUCACCCCACUUGUGUCUAGCAGAGACAGGUGACUAAUGUGUUCGCUCAUGACUGCAGUAUGCAUGUAUUCUUUUUUCCUCUGUGUUUUCUAGACCUACACUAAAAGGAUUCAUCAAAUCAUCUUGUUCAGAUGGCUCAGGAUUGUAUGUCUUUUGCUUACCCUGUGCUCUUGGGUCCUAUAAUAUUUCUAUAAUUAUGUAAUAAGAAUAGUGUUGCACUGUAUUCUAUCGUAUAGAGCUAUAUGUAUGGAAAAUUUUGAUCAGUUUUUUUAAGAGAUGUAUCCUGUUCGCAAAGGCACAAUAAAGUUGCAUCUUCUAGACUAUAGGCAAUAAAGUUAACAAUAAACCUUAUUUAACACAAACCAUGCUCAUCUUCUCUGCUCAUUUGAUUUUGGAAAAGAAAGUCUAGUAUAUUCCAGUAGUUUCAGGGAUUUCAUUUAACUUUAAAAAAUUCUGAUAUAUUUAAUUUAUAAAUUUCGGACUGAUAUAAUAGAAUUUUGGAAAACUAAGAAAUGCUUUGUUAAUGUGUGUAUUCCUAUGUAAAACACAUGGCUCCUGUGUAUAUUUUUUAAAAAUUAAAGAAAUGCACAUCUAAAAA